AUGAGGAUGGUGGUUGGCGUGAUGGUGCUGGGUCAGCUAUUGACGCGGCUCUUGCUCGCUGCACAUGCAGGGGAUCGGCUCGCAGCUGCACGAAGGAUCCUCCGAGAUGUGCCCCUUAUAGAUGGGCACAACGACUUGCCCUGGAACAUCCGGAAGUUCCUGAAGAACCAGCUGAGGGAGUUCCGGUUUGACGAUCUCAGGGACUCCCAUCCCUGGGCUCGCAGCGCCUGGAGUCACACGGAUCUCAGGAGACUCAGGGAGGGAAUGGUCGCUGCUCAGUUCUGGUCGGCGUACGUGCCGUGCUCUUCCCAGCAUCUCGACUCGGUCCAGCUCGCCCUGGAGCAGAUCGACCUGAUCCGGAGACUGGUCAACAAGCAUCCACAGAAUAUGGUGCUGGUCACCUCGGCCGAGGGAAUCGAGAGGGCGCACAAAGAGGGUCGAUUGGCCAGUCUGAUAGGGGUGGAGGGCGGACACGCCGUGGGGGCGAGUCUGGCAGUCCUGAGGAUGCUGUACGAGCUCGGCGCGAGGUACCUCACCCUGACGCACACCUGUAACACACCUUGGGCAGACUGCAGCACGGCGGACGAGCCUGGUCAAGUGCCUCACAUCGGCGGCCUCUCCAAUUUCGGCAAGAGCGUCGUCCUGGAAAUGAAUCGCCUGGGGAUGAUGGUGGACCUAUCCCACGUGUCGGUGCCUACCAUGCUGGAUGCAAUGGGUGCAUCCAGGGCCCCAGUAAUUUUCAGUCACAGCAGCGCCCAUGCACUCUGCAACUCCUCCAGAAACGUGCCCGACCAUGCCCUGCGGCUUCUCGCGCAAACCGGGGGCAUCGUCAUGGUCUCCUUCUACCCCCACUUUAUUAGCUGCGGCGAAAAGUCGACACUGCAGGAUGUCGCCGCGCAUAUCAACCACGUCCGGAAGGUGGCCGGGGUGGAUCACGUCGGCAUCGGAGCUGGCUACGACGGGAUCAAUUUGACUCCGGCAGGUCUGGAGGACGUCAGCAAGUAUCCGGACCUAUUCGCAGAGCUGCUGGCGAGAGGUUGGUCCGAACGGGACAUCCGGAAGCUGGCAGGGCUGAACCUCAUCCGCGUCUUCAAGGCGGUGGAACAGGUGCGAGAUCGUUUGGCAGAGGAAGGCAUGGAGCCGUUGGAAGAGGAGAUCCCGAGCGACGACAUCAUCGGCAGAGACUACUGUCGGUACAACAUCAAACGACCAAGCAUCCCCUAGGGGAAUUCCAGCUUCUCUUCAGAGAUCUUCCGAGGUUUUCAAACAAAAAGGAUCCCCUAGAUCCGAUCGGCCGCGGGAAAAAAAAAAAGCCGGAUGAAAGGUCGCCCAAAAGAAGAAAGCGACGCGAAAAGUCCGCCAAGAUGUCGGAGACCAAAAGCGCGUUUGUACCGAGACUCUAUAAAUUAACCUGACCAUCUUCAAUGUUCGUUUAUAC
Molecule: messenger RNA, 1438 nt
Organism: Orussus abietinus
Lineage: Eukaryota; Metazoa; Arthropoda; Insecta; Hymenoptera; Orussidae
Product: dipeptidase 1
Exons: 10
Coding region: 1-1224 (407 amino acids)
Biological process (GO): proteolysis
Molecular function (GO): metallodipeptidase activity
Source: RefSeq, a predicted model, not a curated record